This is a messenger RNA of Orbilia oligospora ATCC 24927, 2766 nucleotides long. RefSeq lists its product as uncharacterized. The coding region runs from base 1 to 2766 and encodes 921 amino acids. Lineage: Eukaryota; Fungi; Ascomycota; Orbiliomycetes; Orbiliales; Orbiliaceae. The record is from RefSeq and is a predicted model, not a curated record. The transcript has 6 exons.
AUGCGUUACUCCCGUAAUUACUGUUGUAUUUGCGGGGCGCCAGCCUACGAUCUUUUCAGAGGAGGAAUGGAUUCGUGGAUCUCAGUAUUGAGAUACGUAAUCACCGAGGCCCACCUGGAAGGUGUGGAUGAAAGUUGGAGACAAUUACCUUCCAGUAUACCGUUUUUAACUCCAGUCAUGGAGCGGAAAGCUACUGACGAUGAAUCUUCAAUUUCUCGACUUUUGAGAUCGCCGUUCCGAAGAUACAUCUUCCCCUUUUUUCAGAAUUGGCCCGAAACUAGUCCUGAUGGACGAGGAGGUUAUCCAAUACAUGAAGGGUGCUGGAGAAUCUUAAACACUCUACUAAAUGAAUCGGAUGUGCACCUCUACGACAAAAUGUCGGCAUUUUUCAAAAUUCUAGCAAAUACUUCAUUCGUUAUAACCGGACGAAAGCUCCUUUGGCCGCACGGGUAUCAUGGAUUAUCAGAAACCAGAGCUCAAGGGGAAAUAAAUUGGAACCCCACACCAAAUGUCAAGUAUACUGAGUUAAACCCCUGGACGCUUGAUGAUACUACCGCUCUACUCAAAAUCGCUUCGAUAAAGCGCCAAACCCAACAAUUCUUAUGCGUGCCACGCAUUUUACCGCUACCUGUGGAGCUCGUACAGAAGGUUUACGGCUACCUGAGUUGGUCCGACAUUGGGAGUUUACUGCUGGUCAAAACUGCAGUGAAUGUCGAAAUUCCGGCUAACUAUUGGAGGUCGUUAUUUCAGCCUAGAGCCGAGUUUGGCUACUUUCACCUUGACGAGAGCGUCGAGACAAACCAGGCUCUUUCCCCAUUUCAGAAAUUUUGUGCAGCCAGGGCGCAACAGGUUGAGCAGUCAGAUGCCCUCAAAAACCGUCGUAGAAUCUGGCAGAUCUGUAAAGAUCUUGCGGACCAGAUUAUUGAUGUAUCUGGCUGCCAGAUACAAGGACUAGAUCCUUUAGAUCCGUCUGAUUACUUUGGUACUAUUAUGGAGCCCUUCCCUCCAAAACCAAGUUGCUGGGCACAAUGUGAUGGGUUUUUUUAUGAUGGCAGAGAGGAUUAUGGUCGGGUAUUCCGGGGUUCUAAAGCAAUUUAUGAAGGUGAAAUCGACGUAGAAUCGAUUGAAGCCUUGCUUUUAUCGUAUACUGGGACCGGUAGCAUGUCAUUUCUGUCGGGCAUUACUGUCCUCCCUAGUGGAAAGCAAAUUGGGUAUAUCACUAAUAGAACGCGCCUUGUUCCUUGGGUUUCAAAGACUGUUCUGUCAGUUGCAGUCUCAAUAUAUGGGAUUGUAGAUAUUUCACUCUCUGAUUCAGUUUAUGAACCGAAUUGGAUGCCUGUGGACAAAGACCUUCGAAAGAACGACAUAGCGGUGAAGUACAGACUCCUUGCAGAUACCGUUGAUCCGGUGAAAGUUCAAGGGAGAUGGGAUGCUUCAAAAAUGACCGAAAUAUGUCUGACCACAUCUCAAAUUAUGGACGACCAAUGUUUAAACAAUGAAACGGAAACCUUUUUACAGCAACAUGCCUGGGCUUCAAUACCCGGAAUUCCACCGCUGGAAUUAGACGUUAACCCUCGGUCUUACGCAGGAGCUCCUUAUAUGUGGCAAGGAGCCACCAGAUAUUGCCCUAUGCGAUAUAUUGUCUUCCACCACGCUUCGUGCCUGACGAUGAUUAGCUCUUGGUCAACUGGUGGUCGAAUUUCUGCCCUCGUAUUCCAUUAUAAAGAUCAUCCGCCAGUUUUUCUAGGCAAACGUUGUGGUGAGCUUGUGGAUUUUCCUAUCAACGGCGAAUCAGGAGAAGAGAUAGCUACAAUACAUGUACUGCUACACAAAGACUCUCGUGAUUCUAUUUGUGGUUUGAUGUUUGAAACGAACACAAGAAGAAGGGCCCUAUUUGGUGUGGUAAAGGCUGGCCAUUGCUAUAGUCGUUGCAUUCUACCAGCACAAGGUCCAAGACUACAGGGUCUCUACGGUAUUAAUGUAGAGUUUCGGUUAUCUACGCAUGGUCUCACUUCUAUCGGUGUGAUAACGCGCCGGGGUGAUGAUACAAAUUCCCACCCUCCUCCUGCUCCUCCAUUUGACAUCAGUGAUCUAAGUGCAGAAAGUGCGAUCUAUGUCGAACAUGUUAGCCGGGACCGGAUCCAACAAGAAAAUCGAGUUCGAUUAAUUGGCGAAUACCACUAUCUGACUCAAUCGCUUCAUUUUGGUAAUGCGGGGCAAUACGCAAACAAAGCGCCUCUCAAAGGCUGCCGUCGAAUCAUAUUUUACGGACAAGAGAAUCCUCACCGAAGAAUCGUGGGGAUGAAGCUCUAUUACAAAGACGAAAUCAGGGAAUGUGGAAAUCCUCGAAUACUUGGGCGUAUUUCGGAUGCGGUUGAGGAGCCGGCAGCCCUAGAGCUGCCGGAAGAUGGGAGCGUAUUUAUUUCCCGCAUAAUAGUUUACCUUCGACAUCCGGAAUCGGGAGGUCAUCGAAAUCUUUCUUCUGUGUAUGGUUUGAGGAUACAGACAUCCGACGGCAGGUCCACGCUUUGGGGGACGGCAGAAAGUGAUGUUUCUAAAACUACCCCGGAGAAGGAAUGGGAGCUACGGCGUAACUCUACAAUACGUUGGGAUUACAAUAGAAGCUUUGACAUUAUUACUAUCAUCGACGAAGAAGAUGAGGAUGUGAAUGAAAGCAAUGAUGAAGAUGAGUAUGGGGAAACUUCCAGGUCUGGGUACGAGACAAAUGGGGAAGGGAAGAGCCAGAAUGUGGUUGAGCGCUCCUAG